GAAUUUACACCGUGCAGAAAUCAACCGAAAAAAAUGGGAAAAUCUCCACUUCGAAAUGUUUUGAAAAAUUUUCUUGAUCAUUAUGAAAAACUUGAACAAAGUCUUCAACAUUCACGUAAAGCUAUCAAAGAGAUGGCCGAUACUGGGCGUUCAACACCGCCACCAUUAUCAUUAUAUGCACAAGAAUUUUUAAAACUUAAAGAAUUAACUGAAUCCCUAAAAAAUGAUGUCAAUUGUCCAAUGAUUGAAGGUCAUAGUGAUGUGAAUAGAAAAAAGAAUCGUUAUAAAGAUAUUCUUCCUUAUGAUAAUAGCCGUGUUAUAUUAUCUGAAUAUCCUGGUGUGCCUGGUUCUGAUUAUAUCAAUGCUAAUUAUGUACGUGGUUCAUCCGGUAAUCAACGUGCUUAUAUAGCAUCACAAGGUCCAUUACCAAAUACAUUGGUAGAUUUUUGGCGUAUGAUAUGGGAAACAGAAAUUUUAGUUAUCGUAAUGGCUUGUAAUGAACGUGAAGCUGGUAAAUAUAAAUGUGAACCAUAUUGGCCAAUGAAUACGGACGAAAAACAGCAAUACGGUAAUAUUACUGUCGAACAUGUUAAAUGGCGACAGGUAUGCCCAGAUUUUUUAGUUCGAACAUUCAAAGUUACUGCCGAUAAUGAAGAACGAACUAUUUGUCAAUUUCAUUAUACAACAUGGCCAGAUCAUGGUGUUCCAAGUUCUGUACAGCCUAUUUUAGAAUUAGUACGUCUAAUGCGUGAUGUGCAAUCAUCAGAAUCAAGACCAAUAUUGGUACAUUGUAGUGCUGGAUGUGGUCGCACUGGAACAUUAUGCAGUAUUGAUUAUGUUUGGGCAUUACUGAGAACGGGAAAACUUCGUGAAGAUUUUAGCCUAUUUGAAAUUAUUAGUGAUAUGCGUCGUCAAAGAAUUGCCAUGGUACAAACAGUUGAACAAUAUAUGCUUUGCUAUAGAGCUGUUUCAACAUUAUUCGAACAGCACCUUAAACUUAUUGAUUCUCAUACAUAUGAAAAUGUCGAUGAUGAUGGUGAACCAUUGGGUAUUAAAAAUAUGACAAUUCCUAAUGUCGAACUAGAUGAACAAAAACACGAUGACGAUUCUAUUUCAUCAUCAUCGUCAUCAUUAUCAUCAUCAUCAUCAUUAUCUUCAUUAACAAUAGUUGAUGAUAUGAUACCAUCAAACGAUAAUCCUAAUGAUGAUAAUGAUAAAGAAAAUGAUGAUCAACCAAAACCAAGUUCAGAUGAACGAAAAUCUAAUACAGAAUCUAAUGAUAGAACGUUAGAAGAAUCACUGAAAAGGCAACAAGAUACAGAUGAUUCACAAACAGAAGAGGCAAGACCUGCACAUGAAAAAUUAAUCGGUAAAGCAACAGUAAUACGAAGACCUAGUAUUGCUAAAUUAAAAGCCAUUUUUGAUAAUCAUCCCCAACAACAACAACAACAACAACAAUGUGAUCAGAAUUCUGAUAAUCAACAACCAUCUACAUCAUCGUCGUCAUCAUCAUCAUUAUCAUCACCAUCGACUAACCAUACAACAGCAACCAUGACCACCAAUCGUCUUCAACGAAGUCAAAGUAUUAAGGAAAAUUUUCGUAAUUUUAAUUUCAAUUUUCAUUUAGAAAUCAAUCAACCAAAACUUCCUAAUCGUAAAGCAAAAAGCUAUACGUUAAGUGCUGCUAAAUUAAGUGUAUAUAAAAAGAAUUUCAAUUUUUCAAAUCUAGUAUUGAAUCAGGAGAAAAAUGCCUUAUCAAAUCGUACAAAAGUUCAAGAUAUUUGUUUUGAUAAUGUUAGUACACCAACAACAACCGAUGAACAGGAUACACCGGAAAAUUCACCUGUAGCAAUUGAAUCUGAAAAAAAUGUUGGAGUAUAUCAACAACAGCAAUCUGUGAUUUUAGAUACAAAAGAAUCAACAAACAUCAACAAUAACCAAAAUCCUAUGCCUAUUUAUCGAAACAACAAUAAUAAUCGUCCACCAUCAUUGAAUGAAUCGACAAGAAAUGCACCACCAAAACCACCGAGAACAUAUCAACAUGUUUUGGAUGAUUCUUGUAUAAUCAAAACAUCUGAAGGUCGAUUAAUUGUAACAGUAGCCCAGCCAAUUCAUCAUCAUAAUCGAAUGCAAUCAUCACGUACAAUGGAACAUCAUCAUCAACAUCUUAAUUCUAAUUAUGAACACCAUCAUCAUCAUCAUCAUCAUCAUCGUGGACAAGAAUCGAUUUAUGAUCAAUUGGGUGCACGAAAAUUUAGCUAUCAAUCAUCACCUAAUUUAGCUACAAUGACUACAGCUUUUUUUCCGCCAUCAACAACAACAACAACAAAUGGUAUCGGUGGACAAUUACAUUACAAUAUUUUAUCAUCACAACAACAUCCAUCGCAAUCAUUACAAGCUCCAAUUAAAUCGAUGAAUUAUUGUGAUACUAAUAAUUUUGUCACCGCAUCCAAUGCAAUUUAUUCAAAUUCAUUGAUUGCUAAAUCAUUUCCAUUACAGCCAUCGGCCAUGUUUCAUUCACAAAUUGCUCAACAGCAGCAACAAAAAACAAACCAAAUUCAUCAUCAUCCAAUGCAGCAAACACAUUCAAGAUCAUCACAAGAUUAUUCUCAUUAUGGAAAUUAUUCACCAUAUAUUGAUGUAAUGAGUUUUCAACAACAUCAAGCUAAACCAAUAAUUUUACAACAACAUGGUUAUUAUGAACCAAUCUAUGGUACAACAACGAAUCAUCAUCAUCAUCAAUUUUGAA
Messenger RNA from Dermatophagoides farinae (American house dust mite), 2749 nucleotides. NCBI's taxonomy places the organism in Eukaryota, Metazoa, Arthropoda, Arachnida, Sarcoptiformes, Pyroglyphidae. The record is from RefSeq and is a predicted model, not a curated record.